Menidia menidia (Atlantic silverside) is the source of this 7816-nucleotide messenger RNA. NCBI's taxonomy places the organism in Eukaryota, Metazoa, Chordata, Actinopteri, Atheriniformes, Atherinopsidae. The record is from the annotation of a GenBank genome assembly.
CUCUGCAGGUGAUGAGUGGUACCUGUGCAGGCUGACUCUGAGCAUGCCCAGUCAGGCUGACCUACAGUGGGCAAUGUUUCCUUCACCUUACCUGGGCGCCAUCGGUCCUGACGUGACUCCCGGCUCCAUCGUCUACCAACUGUCGGCACGGCAACGAGAUGGGACACUAGGGCAGGCACAGUUCCUCCUACUGGAUGGAGGUGAGGACUGCUUCGAGGUGGACCGUCGCUCUGGUGUGAUCAGGACCACAGGACGACCCCUGACCCCCAGCAAGGAGUACCUGCUGCGGGUGCAGGCGGUGGACGGCGGAGGCCGCAAAGGCCCACCAGCCACCGUCGCCAUCCUGGCUGGGUACAGGCCGCCCCAGUUUACCAACUCCACCUACAGCCUGAAUGUGCCAGAGAACACACCUGUUGGUCACACUGUGGCUGUGGUUCAGGCUGUUUCUUUCCAAAAGAAGAGUCUGUCUUACAUGCUGUUGGUGAAUCCCGGUAAUCUCUUCAGCAUCAACCAGGAGAGUGGCGGUCUCAGCCUCACCAGGUCUGUGGACUUUGAGAGCGGCCACAACCUUCACACCCUGCAGGUCCGAGCCUCAGAACCUGAUACGGGCCUCAGCGGCGUGGCCGAGGUGGCUGUGCAUAUAACAGACGAGAACGACUGCACGCCAGAGUUCCUCCACUCCAUCUAUACCAGAGACAACAUACCUGAGAGCGUGGCACCUGGAACCUCCCUGCUGCAAGUCUUGGCUCGUGACUGCGAUUCGGGCGUGAACUCCGAGCUCUCUUACUCCAUUCCAAGCGGUGACUUUGGCAUCACGUCAGGAGGCGUGGUCAGCCCCACCCAUCGGCUGGACUACGAGCGGCCCAACCACAUGUACGAGUUUGUGGUUGUGGCUGUGGAUGCAGGGAUGCCCCCCCGCACCGGGACGGCCUCCGUCCGCAUCCGAGUUUCAAACAGCAACGACGAGGCGCCCGUCUUCUCUCAGAGCGUUUAUAAGACAUUUCUCAGUGAGGAUGCUGGUCCCGACACGCUGGUCGCCAUAGUCCACGCCAACGACCCAGAUGGAGAUGGUGUGUCUUACGCCAUCACUGGUGGUAACGAGGAGAGCAUCUUCCAGUUGGACAACCAAAAGGGUAUCAUUAAACUGCGGCGGAGUCCACCUCCCAGAUUGCGGGGACCCCAGUAUGUCCUCAACAUCACCGCCACUGACGAUAACGCCUCUGGGGGGCCAUAUCCACUCAGCAGCUCAGCUCAGGUCAUCGUUGGAAUCAACGACAUCAACAACAACAAGCCGGUGUUCGAGGAGUGUCAGAACUACGGUCUGAAUGCAGCGGUGCUGGAAAAUCAGCCACCGGGGACCUUUGUGCUGCGUGUCCAGGCCCACGACGCUGACAUGGGGGUCAACGGAGAGGUCAAAUAUGGCAUUAUGCACAGAGACGGUGUGUCGUCUGAGUUUGACAUCGAUCCUGACACUGGCGUGAUCACAACAGCGGUGAGCUUUGAUCGCGAGCACCAGAGGGAGUUCACGCUGUCGGUGACGGCCACCGAUCAGGCCGAGGAGCCCCUCAUCGGGAUCUGCCAGAUCACGGUGCUGAUCUCCGAUCAGAAUGACAACGACCCCAAGUUUGAGAACAGUCGUUACCAGUACUUCCUGAGGGAAGACACUCCUGUUGGAACUAGUUUCCUGCGAGCAGCAGCGCACGAUGACGACCAGGGUAGCAAUGCAGCCAUCACCUACUCACUGUCCAAUCAGAAGCCCGCUUAUCUGCACAUCAACCCCAGCACUGGUUGGAUUUAUGUCAACCACCCCAUCUCACAGACUUCCAGGAUAAACCAGCAGAUUGUGGCCUCAGACGGAGGGAACCGAAGCAGCUCCGUGGAUCUGACUGUCAUCAUCACCAACGUCCACAACCAGCCGCCACAGUGGGAGCAGUCCGAGUACUGGGUCACGGUGCCAGAAAACACCGUCCGAGAUGCCAAGAUAGUGACCAUCAAGGCAACGUCUCCUCUCGGUGAUCCCCGGGUGACGUACAACUUGGAGGAGGGUCAGGUGCCAGAGACCAACAUGCCCGUGCGGUUCUACAUCAAGCCGAACCGCGCCGACGGCUCGGCGUCCAUCCUGGUGGCCGAGAACCUGGACUACGAGACGACCCGGUUCUUCACUCUGCGGGUGCGCGUUCAGAACGUUGCAGCCGUGCCGCUCGCUUCCUUCACCACUGUCUACGUCAACCUGACCGAUGUCAACGAUAAUGUUCCCUUCUUCCUGUCGUCCACCUACGAGGCCACGGUUCCCGAGGGAGCUCAGAUCGGCACGUCUGUGGCUCAGGUGUCGGCCACAGACCUGGACUCUGGCCUGCACGGGGAGAUCCAGUAUGGAAUCCUGAGGGAUGAGAGCGGGGACUCGCAGUUCUUCAGCAUUGACCCGCACACCGGAGUCCUGGUCACUGGAGCCUCUUUCGACCGUGAGCAGAAAGCGUCCUACCUGAUUGAGGUGCAGUCGCAGGACGGCUCAGAGUCAUCCCGACCGGGCCAGCAAGGCCAGCCAAACACAGACACUUCCUACGUCAGGAUCUUCGUUGCUGAUGUGAACGACAACGCCCCGGCGUUUGCUCAGCCGGUGUACGAGGUGAGCGUGGAGGAAGACAAGGAAGUGGGCUUCGUCCUCAUCACCGUAACAGCCAACGACGAAGACGAAGGGGCCAACGCCAAGCUGCGAUACCAGAUCACUUCAGGGAACACGAUGGGGACCUUUGAUGUGGAGCCUGAGGUGGGCACCAUCUUUGUCGCUCAGCCGCUCGACUACGAGAUGGAGCAGCGUUACGAGCUCCGGCUGGUCGCCUCCGACGGGAAGUGGGAGAACGAGACACUGGUGGUGGUUCAGGUUGUUAACCGCAACGACGAGGCGCCAGUCUUCAGUCAAACCGAGUAUCACGCUGUCGUCAUGGAGGAGCUGACACAGCUUCCUGUCUUCAUCCUGGAGGUAUCUGCGACGGAUCCAGACCAGGAAGCUGACCAGACUGCCCUGCGUUACACACUCCAUGGCCAGGGUGCAGGUGGAGAAUUCACAAUUGACGAACACACUGGCAGAAUCUACGCUCAGCGUCGCCUGGACCGCGAAGAGCGCCCUGCCUGGAGGUUCCUCGUCCUCGCCACAGACGAGGGCGGGGCGGGGCUGACGGGAUUUGCUGACGUGCUCUUAGAAGUCAGGGACAUUAACGACAACGCCCCCUAUUUUCCGUGCCCAAGUCUGGAAGCGGAUGGCUGCUUUGUCGGCCAGGUGCCCGAAAACUCCCCUGCUGACACCUCAAUCAUGGAGAUGCGCGCAAUGGACCUGGAUGACCCGAAUGAGGGCCGGAACGCCAUGCUGACCUACAGCAUCAUCAAGAAUAUUCGCAACGAGAUCAACCUUAACCUGUUCUCCAUCAACGCGACCACGGGGACCAUCUACACGGUUCUGCGUUCCCUGGACCGGGAGUCAAAUGACCGAUAUCUGGUGGUGGUAGAGGCCCGAGAUGGGGGAGGUCUGUCGGGGACAGGGACCGCCACCAUUAUGGUUUCAGAUGUAAAUGACCACCCACCCAUUUUUACGCAGCGGCUCUACACCUCUCAGAUGACGGAGGAUCUGGAGGUGAACAGCGAGGUCCUCGUGGUUUCUGCCACCGACGGGGAUGAGGGAGAGAAUGCCGUCGUAACUUUCAGCAUUGUCGGUGGAGACGAGGACAGGAAGUUCUUUGUCGAAACGGACAAAGUCAAUCGGCGGGGGGUGAUAAAACUUAAGAAGAAGGUUGAUUUCGAGAAACCGCAUGAGAGAGCUUUCAACCUCACCCUGAAGGCGGAGGACGCCGACUUUUACAGCCUGGCCUACUGCUUUGUUCAGGUGGAAGACUCCAAUGAUCACGCCCCUGUCUUCCUGCCGCAGUUCUAUGAGUCCCCGACCAUGUCGGAAGAUGUUCCCGUGGGAACAAUCGUGGCUCAGGUCACAGCAUCUGAUCUGGAUUCGGGCCAAAAUGGUCACUUCUCUUACAGUAUUUCCAAAGAAUCAGAUCCCUACGGUCAGUUCCUGGUAGACCAGUCAGGUUGGGUCGUUGUGGCUGAUUCCCUGGACAGAGAGAAAAUUUCUCAGCACAGGAUCAUGGUCCUCGCAGUAGAUGCUGGUAUUCCACACCUGACUGGCACUGCCAUCGUCAUGGUGACCGUUCUUGACGUUAACGACAACGGCCCCGAGUUUGAGGCCCCCUAUAAGCCUAUUGUUUGGGAGAAUGUGGCAGCACCUCAGGUGGUGCGAAUGAAUGAAACUUCCCUUCUUCUUCACACCACCGACCGCGACACCUCCACCAACGGCGGCCCGUUUUCCAUUCGCCUCCUCAUGCUCACAUCAGACGCCACCAACUUUAAUCUGACGGACUACCGGAAUGGAAGUGCAGCCAUCACCACCCUUCGCACUUUCGACCGUGAGCGCCAGAAGGAGUACCGCCUCCCCAUUCUCAUGAUUGACAGCGGCUCUCCUCCUAUGAGCUCAACCAGCACGCUGACGGUCGUCAUUGGCGAUAGGAAUGACCACCCACACUUACCCGGACACACCAACUUCAUUGUGUAUAGUUAUGAAGGUAUUCUCCCGAUGACAGUGCUCGGACAAAUUCAAUCCCCUGACCUUGAUGACUGGAGUGAGAAAGUAUACCGAUUCGAAGGAAAAUCAACCAGGUAUUUCAGCCUGAACCAGAGCUCGGGUCAGCUCAUUAUCAGGGAGGGGACGCCUCCUGGCUCGUACCAUCUGCAGGUGAGCGUGUCGGACAAAACGUGGCCUGAUGUCACCUCAACCGCCCAGGUGCAAGUCGCAGAGCUGCAUCAGGAUGCUUUGCAACAAGCUGCCUCCAUCCGGCUGAGCAACUUGACAGAUGAGGACUUUUUCAGGAGCAGCAGUGGUGCUGACGGGAGUCUGUUUGUCCGAUUGGGUCAGAAGCUAUCUGAAUUCCUUCAGACUUUACCAGAAAACGUGCAGAUCUUCUCUGUGGGUGGUGCAGGCCAUCCAGAUGUGAAGGCACUGGACGUUUGGUUCGCCGCACACGGCUCGCCAUACUACAAAGCCGAGAAGCUGCACGGCAAUGUGGCAGCCAACAAAGCUAAGUUGGAGGCGGCGUUGGGGGUGUCUAUCUCUCAGGUCGGCGUGGAUGACUGUCCGUACGUUGACUGCAGUGGGUCCGGGGGCUGCAGCAGCGAGGUUUCCUUCAGUCAGGCUCCAGUGGCUCUCAGCGCGGGUAACGUCUCUCUGGUGUCCCUGUCGGCCUCUCUGACUGCACAAUGUGGCUGCAGGGGCCGAGAGGCCGUCCACCUGCCCUGCUCUGCCUACCCCGUCAGCCCCUGCCACAACGGGGGCAGCUGCCAGGACGGGCCGCUGGGAUACAGAUGUGUGUGUCCUCCCAUGUUUGACGGCCCUCAGUGCCAGCAGACCAAACACAGUUUUGGGGGUCAGGGUUAUGCCUGGUUUCCUCCCAUCAAGCCUUGCUUCCAGAGCCACAUAACCCUGGAGUUUCUGGCUGAGUCGGCCAACGGGGUGCUCCUCUACAACGGGCCGCUCGGCCUCGUCCACUCCGGGGAGCCGGAGGACUUCAUCGCCGUAGAGUUGAGGAACGGCGUUCCGAUGCUGAGUAUAAACCACGGGUCAGGAACGCUGACCCUGCAGCUUCCGCGCAAAUCCACCAUCAACGACCGCCGCUGGCAUCGCCUCGACAUCAUCAGUGAUGGAAAGAUUGUCCAGCUGAUCCUGGACCAGUGUGGAAGUGUGGCAGUGAAUGAGUUGGAAGGUGUUAGAGGAGAGGCUCAGGAGAUUGAUGAGUCCGGCUGCAAAGCUACGGGAGAGACGCCCGGGAACCAGCGGUAUUUAAAUGUCUUCCAGCCUCUUCAGCUGGGUGGGGUGAAGGAACUGUCCCCGUAUCGACGUUACCAAAGUUUCACCGGCUGUAUCCGCAACCUGGUGGUUGACAGUCAGGUGAUGGAUCUGGCAUCCCCGGGCGAGAGUGUGGACAGCGCCCCGGGAUGCAGGCUGACCGACGGAGUGUGUGUGACAGCCGCCGGCCCGUCGUGCGGCCUUCACGCGUCCUGCCUGGCCGACUGGGGCUCCUUCAGCUGCGAGUGCCGCCCGGGAUACACCGGGCACAAGUGUGACAGAGCUGUUCCGGAGUUCUCUUUCGACUCGCGCAGCAUGGUGCGUUUUCAGCUCAGGGGAGGCAGCAGCUCCAGACGCACCAGCAUCCAGCUGCUGCUCCGAACCCGAGCCACCGCGGGCACCCUGCUCUCCAUGGCGUCCCGGGAGGCCAGCGAGUACAUCAUCCUGGAGAUCAUCGAGGGUCAGGUUGCGGUGCGGGCCAACCUGGGCGACGGAGCACACACGUUACGUCUCUCUGGUCAUCGCGUGGACGUCGGCCAGUGGAUCCUGGUCAGCCUGAGUCGCCAUGACAACACCUUUACUCUACGCCUGGAGCGGGGCGGGGGCUCGCGGGAGAUUCAGGCUCAGUUGGGAAGACGCAGGGAGAUUGUCAUUUACCCGUCCAGCCUGAUGGUGGGCAGUGGGCCUAACGCUGGAACCAAGACUCACUUCCAGGGUUGCUUGCGGGACGUUCGUUUUAACGGCCAGGUCCUCCCUCUGGAGGGGCAGAACAGGGAUUUGGUGACGGUGCUGGAGAGGCGAGCCGUGACGUCCGGCUGCUCCAGCGACGCCUGCAGCGGUCAGCCCUGCCGCGGCCCCCUGCGCUGCGUCGACCUGUGGAGGAAACACCAGUGCAAGUGUCCUGGCGCUCAGGUGACCGUCACAGACGAGGCGGGUCAGCAUCACUGCGUGCCGUCCCCCUGCCGGCCGUCCUCCUGCCGUAACGGCGGCGUCUGCCAGGCCCUGUCCCCCGACAGCUACCAGUGCCGGUGCCAGGAGGGUUUCAGGGGUCGGCACUGCGAGUUGGGGCAGGUCAAAAGUCACCGCUUGGCCGUCCUGAGUCCCAGCUCCAUCCUCGCUAUCAGCAUGUGCCUUCUGGUCUUUAUCGUGGUGCUGGUGGCAGUGACGGUUUGGAACCAGAAAGGCAGCCGAAACAAGUUCAGAAAACGAGGCGUUUACCACAUCCCUGCCGAGCACGAGAGCUGGGAGGACAUCCGAGAAAACAUCCUCAAUUACAACGAAGAAGGAGGAGGAGAGCAGGACCAGAACGGUUACGAUAUCACGGAGCUGAAGCGCCCGCUGUGCUCCAGUCUGUCUCAGUCCUCGUCCUGCACCACCGCGCCGCUCAUCAAGUCCUCCCCGGGCUCCCAGGAGGAGGUCCACCCGUCCGGCUCCUCCUGCAGCUCGGGCGCUCCCUACCUCAGCAUCCCCCACCACCACCACCACCCCCACCAGCACCACCAUGCCCACCAGGCCCACCACCAGCAGCACGCCGGCGGGGAGGCGGAGCCCGGCGAGGCCCCGCCCGCGCCCCGCUCUCACGUGGACUUCAAAAGCUACGUGGCGCGCAUCGUCUGGGAGGCGGACAACGACGGCGAGGCCUUCCCGCCGGACGCCUACCACGUGUGGUGCGUGGAAGGCGCCGGGUCGGCGGCGGGCAGCCUCAGCUCGCUGGGGUCGGCCGCCUCGUGUCGAAGAGAUGCUCCCAAAGUGGGGGGGGAGGAGGAGGAGGACGAGGGAGGCUUCGCCUACGACCGCUUGUCACGCUGGGGGCCGAAGUUCCGGGCGCUGAGCGACAUGUACGACAGGCCCCCGCUGGCCCUCACAUACAGGGACGCCAUAGCCUACAUCCAGAGGAGCCACAGCCAUGACCCCUUGCCCCCGCUCCACUAG